This is a messenger RNA of Dioscorea cayenensis subsp. rotundata (Guinea yam), 1456 nucleotides long. RefSeq names its product probable inactive purple acid phosphatase 29. The coding region runs from base 9 to 1244 and encodes 411 amino acids. Gene Ontology annotation, molecular function: hydrolase activity, acting on ester bonds. The transcript is spliced from 4 exons. The record is from RefSeq and is a predicted model, not a curated record. NCBI's taxonomy places the organism in Eukaryota, Viridiplantae, Streptophyta, Magnoliopsida, Dioscoreales, Dioscoreaceae. Gene Ontology annotation, cellular component: cytoplasm.
AAGAGCAAAUGGAGCUCCAACGCUGGUCAUUCUCCUCCUCCCUCUCCACCGCGCUCCUCCUACUCCACCUUCUCCCCGCUAUCAAUGGAGAAGCAUCGCCGGCGGUGUCUGGAUCGGAGAGGCCGGUGUUGAGGUUCAGCGGAAAGAGGGGCGAGUUCAAGAUCCUCCAGAUCGCUGAUAUGCACUUCGCUGACGGCCGGAAAACGAAGUGCUUGGAUGUUUUGCCCGAGGAGGCUCCCAAUUGCUCUGAUCUCAACACCACCGCCUUCAUUUACCGCGUUGUCAAGGCUGAGAACCCCGAUCUCAUCGUCUUCACGGGAGACAACAUCUUUGGUCGUGAUGCAACAGACGCUGCAAAAUCAGUAGAUGCUGCAUUUGCGCCAGCAAUUGCGUUAAAGGUCCCAUGGGCUGCAGUCCUUGGAAACCAUGACCAGGAGAAUCCCACAUUGAACCGUGAAGGUCUGAUGCAGCAUAUAGUGGGCAUGGCAUAUACAUUGUCCAGCAUAAAUCCAGAUGGAUUAGAAAUAGAUGGUUUUGGUAACUACAACCUGGAGGUGGCCGGGGUGGAGGGCUCAGGGCUUGCCAACAAGUCUGUGCUCAAUCUAUACUUUCUCGACAGUGGUGACUACUCCACUGUAUCAAAAAUCCGUGGCUAUGGUUGGAUCAAGGUGUCACAGCAAAUGUGGUUUCUAAAUGUUUCUUCCCAUCUCCAGAACUUGUACAUGAGUAAACCAGAACCACAGAAGGAACCCGCACCAGGCCUCGUUUACUUCCACAUUCCAUUGCCAGAGUUUAGCAGUUUGGACACAUUAAAAAUAAGUGGAGUAAAGCAAGAAGGAAUCAGUUCGGCCUCAGUUAAUUCGGGUUUCUUCACAACAAUGCUGGAGGCUGGGGAUGUCAAGGCGGUGUUUACAGGUCAUGAUCACAUUAAUGACUUUUGUGGUGAGCUUCAUAGAAUUCAUCUCUGCUACGCUGGUGGAUUUGGGUACCAUGCAUAUGGUAAGGCUGGAUGGCCAAGGAGGGCGAGAGUUGUGUCGGCCUAUCUUGAGAAGACACGAAGUGGUUCUUGGGGAGGAGUUCAAUCCAUCAAGACAUGGAAACGUCUUGACGACAAAAACCUUAGCACUAUUGAUACUGAGAUCCUUGGGAAAGAGGAAAUGAAGCUGAAGGGCGACGGGAAACAAGAAUCACGGCAGACGCUGAGGUUCUGGCUAAAGACAAUAUCCUGCAACUUAAUCCACUAGAUGGAAAUGAAAAGAUAGGCGUAAUUUAAUCUCAUUGAUUGCAGAAAUGGAUAGAAGCUGGUGAUUGUAUGCUGCUUCUACUGCAUUGGAGUUAUGUAUUAACCAUGAGCAAAGGACUUCUUCUUCUUUUGCUGUAUGUAGUGAAAAUUAAUAGAGAUGGAGACCUUGGUGUAUUGAACUUGUGUUGUUUGAGUGAAAGAGUUGGAUGGGGU